AUGUAUGCUGAGCGUGCCAAACCACUUGCACAAUACACUACAGAGGAACUGUACGCCCGUUUUUGCUUUGGGAAGGAUGAUAUCAAGUACAUUGCAGACCUUGUCAGGCCAAAGUUACAGCACAAAACCAAAAGGAGUCAUGCUCUGUCUGUGGAGGAACAGUGCCUAAUUGCACUGCGCUUUUACGCCUCUGGGACUUUCUACCAGGUUGUUGGUGACAAUAUGGGAGUGGAUAAAUCAACUGUUAGUAAUGUGGUGAAAGCUGUCUCAGUUGAAUUGGCCAGUCUGGUCAAUGAAUUUGUUUCAUUUCCCAAGGAUGACCAGAUGGCGCAAACUAAGCAAAGUUUCUUUCUUUUGGGGACCAUGCUUAAUACUGUUGGUGUCAUUGAUUGUACUCAUGUGCACAUUCAAGCACCUCAAGAAAGGGAGUGGCAGUAUGUGAAUCGAAAAGGGAGGCACAGCAUCAAUGUCCAACUUGUGGCCAACGCUGACCUCAUCAUCACAAACUGUGUUGUCAAGUGGCCAGGGUCUGUCCAUGAUGCACUUGCAAACACACCUGAGCAGGCAGGCUUCAACUCUGCACAUUGCAAAACAAGAUGCGCAAUUGAGCGCUUAAAUGGAGUCCUGAAGAGGCGCUUUGCAUGCCUUAACUACUUGUGGGUGGAACCCAAGGUGGCAUGCAAUAUAAUACUAGCCUGUAUUGUCUUGCAUAACAUUGCCACCAGGCGUAAUGUUCCUCCUGAUGACAUAUAUGAUGGACCUGAGCCUGAUGAAGUGCAACCAGAGCAACCUCCAAUGUUCACUCCAAAUGAGGGCCAGACUGGACGUGUGAUCAGGGAUACAAUUGUAAGACAUUACUUCUGA
Molecule: messenger RNA, 864 nt
Organism: Erpetoichthys calabaricus (reedfish)
Lineage: Eukaryota; Metazoa; Chordata; Cladistia; Polypteriformes; Polypteridae
Product: putative nuclease HARBI1
Exons: 2
Coding region: 1-864 (287 amino acids)
Source: RefSeq, a predicted model, not a curated record